AUGGCGAAUACAAUCUUUACUCAAAAGGCUACUUGCUUAGCCGCAGGGUCAUUCAGUGGAUGUCAAGCUUCAAAGGUGGAUCAUCCAAUUCAUCAUCUUAGAUUCAACUCCAAGAUCAAAUAUAAUCGCUUCUCUCUUCCAGAACAGAACACGGGCUUUAGAAUUCAAAAUGAAGCUACAAGAAAGAUGAACAUGGCUGUCUACGCUAGCAUACCCCCAGAAGCCCCGUUUCCUGUUGAUCCUUCUCCUGGUCAUUGGAAAGUUUGGAUCAUUGGAACAAUAUUCACGAUACUUCUGUCCUUUUCCAAGGGCAAGUGGGGACCUUUGUUGCAACUCAAAGAGAAAAUCGAUACAGUAAUAGACGAAGCAGAACAGAUAGCAGACGUUGUAGAAGAAGUGGCUGAGGGAGUGGAGAAGGUUGCAGAAGGGGCUGUCAAGAAUAUUCCUGAGGGAAAACUUCAUGAUACUGCUGAAUUUGUUGAAAAAAUUGCUGAAGAUAUAGACAAGCAAGCCAAAAAUGCAGAAGAUGCUUUAGAAAAGGUAGAAGACAUGGAAAAGGAAUUCGAGUCCUUUCUUGAAUCAACUACUCAUCAAGAAAAAACUAUUGUCCCAACUACAGAAGCAAAAGAUCAAAAGUAG
Molecule: messenger RNA, 639 nt
Organism: Gastrolobium bilobum
Lineage: Eukaryota; Viridiplantae; Streptophyta; Magnoliopsida; Fabales; Fabaceae
Exons: 5
Coding region: 1-639 (212 amino acids)
Source: RefSeq, a predicted model, not a curated record